AUGGGCGGGGUUUCGUUGCUAGGCAGUGGGUUGCGAGGCCCAGGCCUGAGGUUGAGCCUGGUGCUGCUCCGUUUUCAGUGGCGGCGGUGGCACUGGUUGGAGCUGGACUCUCAGCUUGGGUCUAUGAAUGCACUCUGCCGGUUGUGCCCCCGCUGGAAGAUGCCGGGCGCGGGAAAACGUGAAAUUUCUCCUGAGUACAGGUCACCAGAAACUUGUGGCAUCAAAACAGAAAGCCUAGACGAGUUUACCAGUUCUGUGAGUGAGCAGCAAAAUGCAGUUAAAGAAAUGGGAGCUUCUGGACUAUCACAAUUCUCUUCCAAUGGAUUUAUAUGGACAUCAGGCUUUCCUCUUUCAUCACAUUUGCCUGGACUGUUCAGGGUUUUGCAGAUAUUAUACUAUAACCAGACUAUUACCUUAUACAAAAGGUUUUUUGCUCUCUCCAGGAACCUGAACUGCAAAGAGAACAAAGAAAACAACCAACUUCAUCUUCAAAAUAAAGAACAAAGUAAUAACGAUGAUGGUUGCAGUCAGGAAAGUGACAACUUUCCACCAAUCCCCCCUACUUGGUGCUGUAUGAAAGGAUGCCACAACUGUGUAUGGAUUUCAUAUGCAGAGGAAAUGACACAGUACUACCAGAAUGGAGAUCAAAAAGCCCUCGAGGAUAUUGAUAAAUAUGUUGAUGAUGAGAAUCUUAAAGCUUUUAUUAAAAUGGAAAUAAAAUUAAGGCAAAAGAAAUAAUAUUUGGAUCAUUUG
Messenger RNA from Stegostoma tigrinum, 753 nucleotides. RefSeq names its product oxidoreductase-like domain containing 1 (gene oxld1). The transcript has 3 exons. The record is from RefSeq and is a predicted model, not a curated record. Gene Ontology annotation, cellular component: mitochondrion. Bases 1 to 738 code for a protein of 245 amino acids. Lineage: Eukaryota; Metazoa; Chordata; Chondrichthyes; Orectolobiformes; Stegostomatidae.